Molecule: messenger RNA, 1995 nt
Organism: Rattus norvegicus (Norway rat)
Lineage: Eukaryota; Metazoa; Chordata; Mammalia; Rodentia; Muridae
Gene: Btbd35f28
Product: BTB domain containing 35, family member 28
Biological process (GO): germ cell development
Source: RefSeq, a predicted model, not a curated record
UUCUCUGUGACGUCUCAGUCUGUAGGAGGGAAACCCAGUGAGCCUAGGCAGAACUGGCAGACUACAGCAAUGCCAUGAUCAAGAAGCCUCUGCAAGAGUCUGUUCUAGGAGGUUUCAUCAAUGGGGCUUUUAAACAGCAGGGUCUUGAGGAGCGGGGAUUCCAGUCUGGUAGAGCCACAGCCAGAAGCCACAGCUGGACCCAGUGGCCAGUCUGGCAGUCGCAAGCGAAAACUGAGCAAUUCGGUCAAUUUGGGACCGAGCCCGGACAUCCAUGGACCUCAAAACCAGGGAUUUAGUUUACAUCAAGUUCUCAACUACAUCUACAGGAAAAGGGUUAAGAUCUCAUCUAAUUAUGCUUAUGAAAAUUUAUUUUUGAACGGGAAUGACAGCGACAUUAAAAUCUGUGCCCUGGGAAGAACAUGGUGUUUACACAAAGUAUUUUUAUGUCACUCGGGCUACUUUGCUAACAUCCUCAAAGGUAUUUGGAAAGAAUCUCGCAAUGGUGUUAUUCGGCUGCUAAUUAGGAACGAGGAUAUUGAUACCAGAUCUCUGCACUUUGUGUUUGGUUCUUUGUACACCGAUGAGAACUUGUCACUAACACCUCUGGAAGUUCCUCGAGUUUUGGCAGCAGCGUGCCUGCUUCGGGUGGAUCGAGUAAUUCGGCAGUGUGAGGAGAUCAUGAAAACGACCAUCAAUAGGAACACCGCAUGCUCCUACUAUCUAGCAGCAGAAACCUAUAGGUUAAAAGCCGUAAAGACAGAAUGUUUUCAGUGGCUUCUCCAUAACUUGAUGGUACAUCCAAGUGUGGCCCUCUACAAGGCAGUGGAUUUGAAGUUGAUGUAUCUCCUUACAUCUUCCUCUCACUUACUAGUGAUGCAAAAGGAGAUCGAUGUAUACACCACACUGAAAACAUGGAUGUUCCUUUAUCUCAAUCCAUGCUGGAAUGGAACCAUGAAAGAGCUUUUAGAUCAUACUAACAACUGGCUUUACACCUACAUGGGAUACAUUGAUAACAUCAGUUUUCUUGAAAGUGAAGAAGGACUAAUAUUUCAACCAGUGUUUAAAAAAUUGAGGUUUCAGCACAUCAUCUGUGACUUGGCCUCCACAAGUGUUCUUGAGCGUGAUCGUCUAAUACCUGCAGAAUGGCUGUCGCCUAUUUAUAAACAUCAGUGGCUGACUUUACUGCGAGCACAAGAAUACGGCACAAUUGGACCACAAACGAUCAAUGAAGAAGAACUUGAACAGAACACUAUGAGGUGCGGCAAAAGGAUCCCCAGAGAUGGUAGAUACACUUGGAAGUGGUCUGCUGGUAGACUUUGCUUUCCUUUACGUGUCACCUUUACCAGCCACGGUGUAAUUUUGAGGCAAAGACAUCAGGAGUGCGAUGGUUCCUCCUGCCAAAACCACAUCCGAAAUGUCGUAUUCAGAAUAACUUUGGUGUGUUUUGAUUCCAACGAAAAAAUAACUUUCAUUAAAACAACAGGUUAUAAAAUCCUUACCUUUGAAUUUAACGAGGAGCAAAUUGUAAUGAAAUUGGAUGCGGAAGUUCUAACCUUUCCUUUGUAUAUAUUCGGCAAUUUCCUGUUCUUAAACCUAGGAAAUGCUGAAAACAAGUAGUAGUUUCAAUUAUUAGUCUGUACUAGUGUUUUGCAAACAUCGAAUGGCUCAUUUAAUCUGAAGGCUGUGUCAUGAAUACAGUGAAGAAGACCAACAAAAAAUUGAAAGUUCUUGCAAGUCUAGUAUCACCAGAAGUGACUGCUUUCUAUCAGCACCUUAUUUCCAUGUGUUUCCAAAGAAAAUUUUCACUUCCAACAAAAUAUUUGUCAAAUCAAAUCAAAUGGAGCUAGUGUUCUGAUUUUCAUUCACCACCAAGAAUCAAGCUUCGAAUGGAAAUAAGAGACUAUAUUUGCAAGGAAAAACAUCUCAAUUAACUUGUUUAGUAGAUUUGACCCUAGCUAAAGUUGAGACAAAAUAAAAUGCACUCCAUUGCUGAAA